CAAGGCGUCUAAGUAUCUCGAUUGCGGUUAGUUAAACGCGCCACCUCAAAGUGCACAGUUCUCGGAAUGGCGAAGCUAGAGAUUUCCACCAAGACGGGAAAGUUAGAGAAGCCUGCCGAACAGUGGGGCAAUGGCCUGGAGUUUCUCUUCUCCUGCAUCUCGUUAUCCGUGGGUUUGGGUAAUAUCUGGCGUUUUCCGUAUAUUGCCUUCCAGAAUGGCGGCGGCACCUUUGUGAUUCCGUAUCUGAUUGCCCUGCUGGUAAUUGGACGUCCUGUCUACUAUUUGGAGAUUUCCCUUGGCCAGUUCACUGGUCGUGGCGUAGUCAAGGCUUUCGAUAUGGCUCCCCUGCUAAAGGGCGUGGCAAUGGGCCAGGUUUUGGCCACAGCCGCCUCCAUAACGUAUUACUCCAGCAUUAUGGCCUUGACUCUGAGAUUCCUGUUGGCCUCUUUCUCAUAUGAGUUGCCAUGGAGUUGCUGUUGGCCAAAAUGGGGCAGUGAUUGCUAUAAUGGGAGUGACCAAAAUAGAAGUGGGAAAAUGUCACCAGCACAGCUUUACUUUGAACGGGAGGUCCUUCAUGAAGUACCCAAUAUAGACAAUGGCCUGGGUCUGCCCAAUUGGGAGUUGGUUGCCUGUUUGGCUGUGUCUUGGCUAAUCAUCGGUGCAGUCCUGAUUCGCGGCAUUAAGAGUAGUGGCAAGGCAGCUUACUUCCUGGGGGUUUUUCCCUAUGUGGUGCUGCUUAUCUUACUGUUAAGAGCCGUGACCCUACCAGGAGCUAUUGACGGGAUUAUUUACUUCUUUAAGCCUCAAUGGAGGGAGCUACUGAACCCACUCGUGUGGUAUGCAGCCGUCACGCAGGUCUUCUUCUCGCUUGCCAUUUGCUUUGGCACGCUGAUUACCUAUGCCAGCUAUAAUAACUUUAAUCGGAAUGUCUACAAUGACAUUGUAAUAAUUACCACCAUGGAUUCCUGUUCCUCCAUAAUUGCUGGUUGCAUUACCUUUGGGAUUCUGGGCAAUCUGGCCCGCGAGACCGGCAACUCGGAUAUUGGCAGCGUUGUGAAGGGCGGUGCCGGAUUGGCCUUCAUCUCGUAUCCGGAUGCCAUUGCCAAGUUCGAGUAUGUGCCACAGAUGUUCGCGGUCCUUUUCUUCCUCAUGCUCUUUGUCCUAGGCAUUGGCAGCACCGUGGGCAUGGGUUCCUGCAUCCUGCGCGUCAUCCGGGAUCAAUUCGGGCAACGCUCGCCGCCCAUUUGGAAACUGGCCAGUGGUCUGGCCAUACUGGGUUUUUCUGUGAGCAUCGUUUACAUGACCCCAGGUGGUCAGUUUAUCUUGAAUUUAGUGGAUUUCUAUGGUGUGUCCUUCACCGCCUUGAUCCUGGCCAUUGGCGAAUUGGUGGCAGUUGCUUGGAUUUAUGGAGUUAAUCGCUUUUGCGAGGACAUCAAAUUCAUGAUGGCCAUCGAGACCGGUUGGUAUUGGCGCCUGUGCUGGCGUUUUAUCACUCCUGGCUUGAUGACCGCCGUGCUCAUCUACAUGCUGCUCGACAUGUCCGCUCUGAAGUACAAAGGUGUUGGCUAUCCCACCAUGGCUCACGUUUUUGGCUGCUUUUUGGCUACCUUGGGGCUGAUUCAACUGCCCGGCUGGGCCUUCUAUGCCGUCUAUAAAAAGCGUCGCCAACCCGGCAGCUUCUGGCAGAGAGUACGUGCCGCCUGUAAGCCGUCGGACUCUUGGGGACCGGCCAACAUUCAGCUAGAUGCCAGUAUCUAGAAAAUUAGCUUAGUCCCCAACAACGCUGCGUAUACGUAAUGGCCUCAGUAGUCUAGGGCAUUAUUAUUUGAUAUGGUCUAGAUGAAAAUGGCUAAAAUAAAGUGAAAUAUAUUAAGGUAGUGAGGCCAAGAGAACAAAAAAACAAAAGCUGGUUUAUUCUGGCGGAACAGUUUAACUGCCCGAAGGAGUUGAGCCAGCGAAAAGGAGGAAGUUGGAGCUGCUGGAAGCACUUUUAAUUACCCCAGGGCAGAGAUCCAGUUGGGCGUGGCAGUUGCACUCCUUCGUUGUGUUUGUGUUAGUCCGCUUGGCAUGUCAGACAUGUCAGCAAUGCGGAAAUGCGCAAAUACUAAAUGAAAACAAGCAGCGAUGGUUACUUUCGGAGACCAAGUCGUGGGAUACUCUUUCAAAUGGGAAUAUUUUCGUACUAAAGUUUCAUAAAUAUAUGUCAUAAGAGGAAUACAUUACUAAUAAAAAUAUUAAGUUUAAUAUUAACCCUAUCAUUUAUUCUAUGAAAAACCUUGAUAGUUUCUAGAAAGGUUUCCAAAAAUAUUCUUUAAUAAAUGUCAAAGGAGAGCU
Messenger RNA from Drosophila eugracilis, 2334 nucleotides. RefSeq names its product sodium-dependent nutrient amino acid transporter 1 (gene List). Gene Ontology annotation, cellular component: membrane. Gene Ontology annotation, biological process: sodium ion transmembrane transport. Gene Ontology annotation, molecular function: L-amino acid transmembrane transporter activity. Lineage: Eukaryota; Metazoa; Arthropoda; Insecta; Diptera; Drosophilidae. The record is from RefSeq and is a predicted model, not a curated record. The transcript has 7 exons. The coding region runs from base 67 to 1758 and encodes 563 amino acids.